CAAUAUCAAUAUGGCGACUUAACACUGAAGUCUUACUCAUGUUGUGUGCAUUUCGGCGUUGUUUAUGGUAUUUUCAGCGCGAUGGAUUCAACCGAUUCAUUAAUCGACCCUCAAACAGAAGUUCAUAAGUUGCAAGAUCUUGUAAAGAAGCUUGAGAAACAGAAUGAAGUGUUACGAGGUCGACAAAAACUUCAACUGGAGUCGUUGCAAAAUGGGGAAAUAGAACCAGUGAAGUUUGUGCCAAACCAUAACAAUAACAUCUCAGACAAAUAUAAUAUUGACAAAGCAAGAACGAAAUCGGAUUCUAGUGAUACUUUUGAAGAUGAAGUAAUAGACCUGGAGAAACUUUCUUUUAAGGAUGACGAAGACAGUUGGUUGUACUCGUCGCCAACACCCCUUACACCCCUACAGUCACGAGUCAGUCCCUACAAAUGGGUGCGGCAGGAGUUCGACCAUCCAAGUCCAGAGGUGGAGUCAGUCCGCAAAUCCCUUAUUCACAGACUCGAUGAGGCUGCCCGCAGAGCAAAUGAGGAAGCCAUGUCGAGGAGUUGUAGUACGCCAGCCUUCCAGAGCCUGACCACACCCUCUCCAACACGGGGUUUCUCCCCUAUGAGUCAGUCAGCUGACAGUACCCCCCUGUAUAACCACAAGCCUGCGGUCAAGAAAACACAUACAGGCAAAAUCAGCCGCCUAGACACAGGAACAUUUACACGCCCAAAGAAGAGUCGAGAGCCCCCCCCUCCCAUUGUUAAACAGGGAAGCUGGAGUAGCCAAGAUGAUUCGCCACGGAGUGCUGACAGUUACCGUGACGACGACAAACAACAUCCAGAUGUGGCCGACAUAGAAAACCUUGCAAAACAGCAGGAAGAAAGUCUGCGACAGAGUUUGAGCCAGAACCAGUCUUCCCCAAGGAGAGGUAAAAGGUCUCGGCAACCUGCUCAGUCUGUUGUCGGGGGUAACAAUGAUAUAGAUAACAGUGCCUCAAAUAUGGGUUCAAAUCGCUCAAGUCCCUGUAGGCAAGAUGGUGAGCGUAGGAACAGUCAGAGUAAUAGUAUAGGGUCUGACAUUAGUAGUCCUCCUGACAGUCCGUAUGGAAGUCAGUAUCUGAAUCCUCCAAACCAAGGAGAAACACCCGGGUUACGGAGGAGUUUACAAAAUGUCUCUCGGAUAAGUCAGCCACCUGGCUUCCACUCCAGCGAUCCUUACUUAGAUAAUAACUCGUCUGGUGGUAGUGAUGAUUAUGAUCGUACGGCCCCAGAGCCCCGCCAGUUAUCACGCCUACAACCACAGGUGCGACCUGCUUCUCCGAAUGUCAGUGGGCUGCGGCAGCCUACCCAGGUGCGGCGAGGCCUGUCUCCACAGAGGACUGGGCUCCCGCAGCCAGCCCGCAGGUCCAUACCACGCCCUGGGAGUGCAGGUGCGGGGGCAGGAAAGUCAGGGAUAGCCACGCCCAGGAGGUCAGCUAUACCCUCCCCACGACCAGCUGCAGGCUCCAGAUCCUCGGACGAAAGCUGGAAGGAUGGCUGUUUUUGAUUGUAUGGAGUUUUUCCUGGGUACUGUGAACGUAUCUCUGGAACUGAUUUCACUAUACAAGACGCUCAAAGGAUCUGACUAAAUUGCAUACAGAUAGUAGUAGGCUUAAAGCUUGGACCAUCUGGAAAGGACAAACUUUUGUGAUGUCUUUCAAGACAUGUUUUUAUGAAGCUUUUAUGUUUGAAAAAUUGAAUUAUUGUUUGGAAGAUUUGUUCUCAUGGAAUUAAUCGUUAAGGCUGCACAGUUUUCAAAAUUGAUCCUGAAUUUGACUGAUGGUGUAUGUAAGAUUGCAAUUUAGUCAGACCUGAUCAGCAGAAAACCUUGCUGUUACCCAACAGCAGUAACAUUGUCCCAAGUAUUAGCAGAAGGUAUAACCACAAGCUGGACAUCUCCAGAGUGACCAAUAUCUGCAGUAUAGAGAAAAGUGAUGACAGACAUACAAGGAAUGAUUCCAUAAGGGAUUUCAUGCGGGAAUAGGAAACAGAACAACAUCGGAUGAAGAAGUAGCAGAAAUUCAAAGUUCUGUUUUUAUCAUUGUUUUACUAAAUCUUAGUAGAAAGUGUAUCAUUACUAACGAUGCUGACUGUGCAAUACUUUUUCAUCGCAACUUCAAACCAGAAAUCCCAUCUACUUCCUUCAAAAAAUGACACGGACAACCCUGCAUUACUGGCUGUUAACUUUGGGUGAUAUUGUAGGCCUGUGUCAAACGUAGAAAAAACUCAGACAAGGUGGAUUAGGCUCUUGUGUUGUCCUAACUGAAUAUUACGGUCUGCCGUAUGAUUUACUAUAGGCUUGCUACAAUCAAUUCCAUGUUUAGGGAAGAGGUAAAUCAUCAUGAAACCAUUUUUCCCUGUAAAUGUUAUGUAUAUUGGCUUCAAAGUAUUGUGAUAUAUUUGGAGUGAACUUGAUAUUUUUCUUGUUUAUGGGGUUGCUUCCUGAUCAGAGUUUUCUUACACCUUAACCCUUUAAUCACUGGAAACCAUGAUGGACUCAUCCAUUUCAUUGCAUGGUAGAGUCUACUAAAGUUACAUAGGGGUGAAAAGGUUAGGAAACUAUACAUUUUAUUUUCUCUUCAUGUAGUAAGUAUAACAAGGGGAGCUAAGUGUCGGCAGGUUUGUUUUCUUAAUAAGUGGUGUGUUCAUUAUUUUGAAAGCCAUAUUGAAUUUUAGUUUUUUAGCGCAUUAUAAAUGGUUUGUUUUUUAGAAUCGGAUUCAAUGCAAAAAAAAUAGUAAUAUAAAAUACAGAACUUUUAGAAAAUUCAAAUGAAAGGAAAUGACACAGGCGGAAUAGGUAUACUAUUCAACUAAAUUAAAGGGAGACAAUUGCAAUCUAUACAAUGUAUAGUACCUUAAUGUGCCAGUUACUGAACCAGUGAAGAAAGUGUAAACUACACGGGUAAUUAUCUGUUAGGUGUUUAAUGUGUAUCUAAGUCCAGUUUGAGGGUAUGUUGAAUUUCAGACUUUCUCAAUAUCCAUUAACUACCACAAUAGUUUUAUGUUUGGAAUACCUAAUCAGUUAUCAUUAUGUAACAGUGUGUGCUAUACUAAUUGAAAGUCUGGACUGUAGAUUUUAGUCUAAGUAAUGUUAUCUUAUAACUGUUGUUGCAUAGCAUGGGCAGAAAGUCUCAAACCACCAAAAAAUAAAGACAUCAAAAACAAAUUCAAAUAGAGAAAGAUAGCCCAAAAAUGUUGAAUCCUUAGAGUAAAGCAUUUGGUUUAGUUAGAUUAACAGCUAUGGUCAUUUAAAGAUGAGUCAGGUGUUAGUGGUGGAGGAGACCUGGAGUACCCAGAGAAAAAACAAUGGCCUGCAGACAUCACCAGGCUUUGAACCUGUGACCCAAUUGUGGAGGGCUAGUGAUCGUAGACGGUCAGACACCUAAACCCUUUCACCACUGUAGACCAUAAUGGACUCAUCCAUAUCAAUGCAUGGUAGAGUCUACUAAGGUUACAUAGGGGUGAAAGGGUUAACCUCUCAGCCACUGCACCCCUCUUAAAAGUGAAACUUAUGAAACUUGGUGACAAAACAAAAAAACCUUCAGAUAAAACCUGGCUUAACUUUGGGACAAAAUGAAGAACAACCCAGAGACAAAGCAGACAAAACCUACAGACAGUACAGAUUUUGCUAUAGUAUCAUAUAUUACUCAUUUUAAAGUAUGAUUACCGGUUAUUUGCUGUUCAAGUUUCCAUUAAUUAACUUUUAGUGUUGUAGAUCCAUAUGUAUUUAAUAUAAAGUACAUUAUGACAGGAACAAAGAGAAAUAAUUUUAUAGUGCACUGUAAGACGGAUGUGGCCAUAUAUUUAUAUAAUCAAAAUUCUAGAGAAGUAAGUUAUCUUUCAGAUUUAUGGUAGCAGUUGAUUCAUGGUUUGUUAAUGAUGUGUUCACUUCAUAAGGAUUUGAUUCAUUAUCAUCUCUCUGACUCCCUUAUUUAUUUAAACAUAGGCCAUCAUUCAUGUGUUGAUUGUAUUUUGUAUAUAUGCAAACAAUGAAAAAUCAGUAUGAGUUAUAGAAAUUUCAAUGUUAAAACUAAUAUUGUUACAUGUAGUGUUUUAUUUUCUGAAGACAAUUUCUAGGAGUUAUAAGAUACCACAACAUGACAUGGUCCCACUUGGCUGACUCACCUCAAGUCUCAAAGUUUCAACCAUUGUGAGAUUCUUUGUCGCUUUAGAAUUGUUAGAAACUGUUCUUGACUGAUAUUUUUUGCAAGUGGGGCCUGAUCUGACAGAGAAGUAAUAUAAAAAGGGUAACAUAAAUCAAGUGUGUAGAAUUAUAUAUACAAUCACGUAAUUACCAAUAAAGUUUGCCUUUCAUUGUUUAGCAAUUUGUGAUAUUCAUCUAUUCAUAGAUCAAACAAAUUCUUGUACUAACCCAUUGUCUGGUCAGUUUACAUACCGUAGAGUUUGUUGUAGGUGUCUACGUGGCAUCUUUGUACAGGUGCUGCAACUCCAUAAUCCUUUGUCGUUAACUGAAAAAAUGUUACUAAUUAUGCUAAGACAUUUGUAUCCCUCUGAAGGGCAUGCAUACACAUGACAAAAAGGCAUUUCAUUUUCUAAGGCCAUUGAAUUAUUUUCUGCAGAAGUUUAAAGAAUCGCUCAGAACUUUUCCAUAUGCGCUUUUCAAAAAGACCUUGUGUAUAAAGAAUUUCCCAGUAAAAACCGUUUGAUGAAACAUGUGAUAUAUAUUAUGUACUGCCGUGAUACAUUUGUAUUACAAAGUCUCUCCAGUGUGUAGAUAUGUGUACUAGACACGCAACACUUUAACAUUGCCGUAUUGUUGUACAUAGUCAUUCAUAUGUGUGCAGGUAGAAAGGCGUUAAGCUCGUGUUUUAUCAGAUUUACUCCCGCAGUAAGGUAGAGCUCUGUGAGGUAAAGCUCCGUAAGCUUGUUUCUCAAUGUGAAAGAAUGUUGGAAAAUUGUGACAGAUGGUGAAUGAUCUAAGGGAGGUAACUAUAAACACUGGUGUUAAUAAUCGUGUGUAAAUUAUUCAAUGUUAUGUACCAAUAUAUUGUCUCAGUUUCCACAUCCAGUGAUUUGCUCCUGAUACUUAUAUAACCGAUUGGCGACAUGUUUAUUUGAUGAAUAUCAAAACACAACAUUCGUAAUAACCAGUUAAGGAAGUUUGAUCAUGUUUAUGUAAGUAAAUUUGUAUCUCGAUUAGAUUCUAACCUUAUUUAGAACUGUAAGGAAAUAAAUAAUCGCUAUUCUAAUCUGCUUAAGUUUCCGAUACCUUAUAUACAUUGUAGAAAUAUCAAACAUGCACGAUUUUUGUGUACUUUUAUUCCUAUGAAUCCCUUUGAUUUGUUGGUACAUGUUUGAAAUUAUAAUUAUUUGAUCACUAUUUUAAAUUUAUAAAACAUGAAUUAAGAUUUCUAUUUGGUAUUUUAAAUUUUUGUAGAACAACCUACUCUACGCAGUGUAAGAAACUCAAUGAAGAUUUUACUUAAUGUUCAAUGAUUAAAAACGCUUGAAUUAAAUUCUUUGCUCAUCUUGCCAUAAAAGAAUUGUCACACCCAUCAUUGAAAUGUUGGCUAGUGUAAAUAUGCUGUUGCAAGAAAGUGUUUAGAUUUUAUUAUUUUUACUUUUUACUAACAAGGAAAUAAUGAUAUCAUUGAUACAAGGGUUAGAAUUAAUUGUGAAUAAAAGAUAGGUUUCCGGUGAUUUUUGACAUUGUUAUAUUAGAUAAAGAUAUAAAGAUUGUUUUUUUCUCAGCAUCCGAGAUAUUUCAAUGUUUCUUAAAUACAUGUAACUCAAGUGAACGGAGAUAAAUGCCAGAAUGAUAACUAUGGUUUGGACUAGUUUCGGCCAAUAGAAGAUAGAUGUAGAUACAAUUAAUGUGCCACAUUCUAUUACCAAUUGUAUAUACUGACUUAAUACGUGAUUGCAAGGUAGAAUCCUAGAAUCCUAAGAUAAGAUUUUCAAGCAUAUCUUAGGAUAAUAAGAUUGGUCAUCUUUGUAUGCUAUAUACAUGUAUUCUUAUUAAUGAAUUACAAUAAAUGUAUGUCAAUGAUUCUUGGAAAUAUGGAAAUAUCACCGUAAACCUAUCGAGUAUAUAUACAAACACACUGAGGUGAUCAAGAAAUACUUGUAAUUUGAGUUAAGAAAUUAUUAUUGAAGCAAUUUUUGCAGUUCAUGUUAAAUUUUAAAAGACAGGAAUAUAAAUGUUAGGAACAGUAAGUAUCUGAAGAGUGACUAAACUUAGGAUAUCAUGAAUGGUUUUAGUAUUUAUACGUUAAUACAUGUACGUUACAUAUCAUUUGUGUUUUGUUGACUGCAUUAUAAUUAGCAUGCCCUAUUGGAGAACCGUUAAUCAAUAUCUAGUUUUCAUUAGCAUUGAACUUUAAUAAUUCGCUUGGAUAAAGAUAAAUAAUAAAUCUGUUUACUUCCACGAAACAAUACACUAUUACAGUUAUUUUGUGACUCUGGAUACAAGUAGAGUAAAACAUGUAAAGGUUAGGGACAGCUUCCCAUGUCAUGGCUGAAGGUCAGAUCUAAAGAUCAUAGGUCUUUUAUUAUUUCAAAAUUUAAGUUUCAUGAUUACAUAUUGUAUGUUCAUUGUAAACUCUUUUAAAGUGUUUCCAUGUAUAUUUUAUUAUGAAUUAGCUUUUAAAGCAGGGAUAGUUCAGUUUCUAUGGCCCUCCUCAAGUCAUUGGUAUGUAUCAUAUUUGUUGGUGACCCCCAUGGUUCAGCUUCUAACAUUGUCAAUUGAUGUCAAGCAAAUAAAUGUAUCAAGACGAGGAAGUUUUAUCCAUAGAAAAAGUGCUUUUAUCUGGAUCAUGCACCUAGCCUUCAUUUUCGAAUGUUUUUAAAUAUGUAUUCCAUCAUUUGUAUGUUUAAGCUUUGGAAAUAUUUUUGUGGCUACAUUACUUUUAAAUACCUGCUUUCUGUGUUUCUCGUAUGUCGCUCUAGGAAAAUUAUCUUAUUUCAGCAUUUUAAUCACAUGAUCUCAUUAUUGUAUGUAAAUUUGACACAUUUAAGGAGUCAUGAAACUGUCUGUGAUGAAUCGACCAUUUAUAAAUUUUGUAUAAUAAAUGUUGAAAGGUCUUAAUAAGACUUGUAUCUAGGUUGUAACAAAUUUGUUUCUAUUAUAGGUAGUUUAACAAUGUAAUAAAAACAUUACGCAAUAUGCUAUUGGAAUGUUCCUGCUUUUCAAGGUAUAACAUAAAAGAUGAUAUCAAUCAAAAUUGUGAAAGCACGAGUCGGAAGGUAGAGUACUCUAGCUGCUGUUUUUGAACACUUAAAUGAUUACUAGUGUUCGUGAAUUCGUCAGAUUUUCAGUUGGGUUCACCAAUGGACAGUUUUAUGGCUUCCUUUCUUUUACUUUACAUGUUGGUAUUGUUUUAUAUCAAACACUGGUCCAGACUCUUCAUUGUCCCUAUGUGUUGUGUUGUAUGAAGCAUCAGGAACAAUAAGCAUCUCAACCACACUGAAUAACAUUAUGCAAGAGUUCAAUAUUUUUAAGAUACAGCAGAAAACAGCAACAAAAAUAUCGCGAAAAUUUUAGGGUUGUAAAACUGGUUGAAUUUCAGUAAUCAGUUGCUCGAAAAUCUUCCGACCGAGUAACCGUUUAAUGGACGGCUAACAUUUGAAAAUCCUUAAAUUUAUUUUGUCUUUGAAGUUUAUCAGGUUGAACAGCUGGACACUUUUAUUGGACAUUAAAAUCGGUGUUUACGGUUUAUUGUUGUAAGAUUUUUUCAAAAAUUCCAUCUCUAUCAGUAAGGUCCUGUCGCUUCAUAGCAAAGCUUUCAAGUCGGUAGAAGGACAGAAGGAACCAAAAUGUUCAAUGAUAGAUCAAAAUGCCACUGACCGACCAUCGAUGACACUAUGAAGAGUGGGACUGGUAGAAAUGUGUUAUCUGUAUGUGUGUGUAGCCUGUUACUGCACAGUGUUGGUGAUCUAUACUUUAAUCCUAGUAUACAGUGGUGGAAGACGUAUAUAGUACAUACCAUUAGUAGAGACAUACCGAGCAAACCUCUGCAAAAGAACAAAUUGUAUUAUAAAUAUUGCAGUGACGAGGCUUCACGAGCUUUGUCAUCAAGUCACAUGUCCAAUAAACAUGUACUUUAAACCCUCAA
This is a messenger RNA of Mizuhopecten yessoensis (Yesso scallop), 8101 nucleotides long. RefSeq names its product SLAIN motif-containing protein 2-like. The record is from RefSeq and is a predicted model, not a curated record. The coding region runs from base 82 to 1533 and encodes 483 amino acids. Gene Ontology annotation, cellular component: microtubule plus-end. Gene Ontology annotation, biological process: positive regulation of microtubule polymerization; microtubule nucleation; cytoplasmic microtubule organization. Lineage: Eukaryota; Metazoa; Mollusca; Bivalvia; Pectinida; Pectinidae. The transcript is spliced from 10 exons.